CAGUACAGUCAGCGCCACACGCACUCACUCGCAUCUUCUUCUCUUCUCCGAAACAACCCUAGAAACUCGGCGUCUCCCAAACAAGCAAAACCUUGAAAGAAAAAAAUGCCUCCAAAAGCUUCAAAAUCGAAAGAAGCACCUGCCGAGCGACCGAUUCUCGGCCGAUUCUCUUCUCACCUCAAGAUUGGCAUCGUUGGAUUGCCAAAUGUUGGCAAAUCUACACUUUUCAACACGCUUACAAAGCUGUCAAUUCCUGCUGAGAACUUCCCUUUUUGCACUAUUGAGCCUAAUGAAGCUCGGGUCAAUAUCCCUGAUGAGCGGUUUGAGUGGCUUUGCAAUUUGUUCAAGCCAAAAAGCGAGAUUCCGGCGUUCUUGGAGAUCCAUGAUAUAGCUGGACUAGUUAGAGGUGCCCAUGAAGGACAGGGGUUGGGCAACAGUUUCUUGUCUCAUAUCCGUGCGGUUGAUGGAAUUUUUCAUGUUUUACGUGCAUUUGAAGAUCCAGACAUUAUCCAUGUUGAUGACUCUGUUGAUCCUGUGAGGGACUUAGAGGUCAUUAGCUCAGAGUUACGGUUAAAGGAUAUUGAAUUCAUGGAAAGGAGGGUGGAAGAUAUUGAGAAGAGCAUGAAAAGGAGCAAUGAUAAACAGUUAAAAAUAGAGCAUGAAUUGUGUCAAAAGAUCAAGGCCUCGCUUGAGGAGGGAAAAGAUGUUCGUUUAGGGGACUGGAAAGCUGCUGAUAUUGAGAUACUAAAUACUUUUCAACUUCUCACUGCCAAGCCUGUAGUUUACUUGGUGAAUAUGAAUGAGAAAGACUACCAAAGAAAAAAGAACAAGUUCUUGCCCAAGAUUCAUGCUUGGGUCCAGGAGCAUGGGGGCGAACAAAUUAUUCCUUUUAGUUGUGUGUUGGAGAGAAAUCUUGCAGAUAUGCCACCAGAUGAAGCAGCAAAAUAUUGUGAGGAGAACAAGGUACAGAGUGCUCUUCCAAAAAUCAUCAAGACUGGUUUUUCAGCGAUCAAUCUCAUAUACUUUUUCACAGCAGGACCUGAUGAGGUGAAGUGUUGGCAAAUUAGACGGCAGACAAAGGCUCCUCAGGCUGCAGGGACCAUCCAUACUGACUUUGAGAGAGGGUUUAUUUGUGCUGAGGUGAUGAAAUUUGAAGAUCUGAAGGAACUUGGUAGUGAGGCAGCUGUUAAGGCUGCUGGAAAGUACAAGCAGGAAGGAAAAACCUAUGUGGUCCAAGAUGGGGACAUAAUAUUCUUCAAGUUCAACGUUUCAGGGGGCGGGAAGAAGUGAGAGUUUACGUGCCCCAUAGGUAAUAGAGUUACUUUGCUGGGUUUUGAGAUGGUUCAAGUUAUUGAUUUUGAUCCAUAAUCUUAUAUAGUGUUUGAACAUGCUUCUUUGUAUCCUUAUUGGUGGUUUAUAGAGAAUCUCAUGUUUAUUAUGCACACUUCUUAAAUAUAUGUUUGGAGUUGAUUGCGGACUCGAGAAAGCCAGCAAUUAACAUCUGGCUUCGCCUCGCCUCGCUAGAAAAUUAUUAUAGAUAAAACAUGCUUUGUGAUUGUGGCCACUGUCAAGUUCUUCUCGUAUUUCAGUUUUGUACUUGAAAUUUCAACUGGUUCAAUUUAGUUGUCAAAGUUUUAUGGUUA
Pistacia vera is the source of this 1643-nucleotide messenger RNA. RefSeq names its product obg-like ATPase 1. NCBI's taxonomy places the organism in Eukaryota, Viridiplantae, Streptophyta, Magnoliopsida, Sapindales, Anacardiaceae. Gene Ontology annotation, cellular component: cytoplasm. The record is from RefSeq and is a predicted model, not a curated record. The transcript has 12 exons. Gene Ontology annotation, molecular function: ATP hydrolysis activity; ATP binding; GTP binding. Bases 106 to 1290 code for a protein of 394 amino acids.